GCGCGGAGGGAUCUCGAGCACGGACUACACCCAAGGCGCUGUCUCGAUUCACAUCGGCUUUCUCUUCCCUGCCCCCCCCCCAAUAAGGCAGACCUCGGCGGCGACGCAGCUCAGCGCUUUUCGGAGAGGCGAGGCUCGCAGUCGGGUUCUUCAAACAAACAGAAAAACCCUCUUCAACCACAAAUCCAUCCAAAGAGACACUCUAAAGCGUCGUAAUAGUUUGUUUUUUGCCUCCGUUUACAAAUUGCAGCAGAACAUGUCUUGGCAAAGCUACGUGGAUAACCUGAUGGCCGACGGCUGCUGCCAGGAUGCCGCCAUUGUCGGUUACACGGACGCCAAAUACGUUUGGGCAUCGUCAGAAGGGGGCACUUUUAGCGGUAUAACGCCUGAGGAAAUCGAUGUCCUGGUCGGCAAGGACCGGGAGGGCUUCUUCACCAACGGGAUGACCCUAGGGAAAAAGAAGUGCUCUGUGAUCAGAGACAGCCUGACAAUCGAAGGAGACUGGACUAUGGACAUCAGGACGAAGAGUCAUGGUGGCGAGCCGACGUACAACGUUUCCGUAGGCAGAGCUGGCAAAGUAAUUGUUUUAGUCAUGGGAAAGGAAGGUACCCACGGAGGAGGUCUCAACAAGAAAGCAUUUGCCAUGGCUGAAUACCUGAGGAAAGUUGGAUACUGAAGCAGCCCCUUUCCAUCCAUCCACACAGCCGCUCACUGUAACAUCCAAUCAUCCCUUUCUCCCACCUUUCUUUUCUUUCCCUGCUUUCACAGCACUACAGAUACCACGUGGAUGCAUUAUGUGCAGCCCCUUAUUAUUUUUGGAAUUUAUUUUUUUUAUUUUUUUUAAACAUGCACCCUUUUCUCCUUCUUUAUCUUGUUUAGCAUACCUAUACCAUUCCCUGUCCCCUCAUCCUUAUAGUGCCACAAAAAGCAUGUUCAUUUUAUGAAGGCUUAAAACAAACAAAAACCGUACUGUAGAUGAAGCAUUUAAGACAAUUGGACUCUCCCUCAAAUUCACAUUAACUGAAUGGUCACUGUCCAGUUUUCCUGAGGCGCUUAUCUUAGUGGUCCAUCAAUGCCCCUCGAGUGCUUUGAACUUUGCUGAGCUGUCGGUCUUCCCUAGUGAUUUUCUUUCUUUCCAGCAUGGCCAGGAGGGUUUAAACAAAAAAAGUGCAUGUAUAUCUCUUUUAGCUCAAUAUCAAAUACCCAACUACCGUAUAUACACUACCAGUGUCCAACAACUAAAACCUAGUAAUACAUUAAAUAUCCCCCCUCUUUUUUUUUUUUUUGCCCUCGUAACUCUUUAUUCAAACAGAAAAAUUACAACAUCCAAUGCUUUUACUGUUGUAACUGGAUGUGGUGUUGUGAGUCCAUGAUGUAAUGUUGGCAGUUUUUUUUUUUUUUUUUUUUCUUUUCUGUUCAUGAAUGUGAUGGCAGAUCAGCAUAUACAAGGUCUAGGUUUAAAACACUAAAAUCGCUUCUGGACUCUAAGCACAUUCCACCGCUAAUCUAUCUAUCUACCAGCUAGUUUCUUUUUUCUUUUUUUUCUUCUCUUUUUAAAGCAAUGCCCUUCUGAUGUAACUCUGGUUUGGUGUCCAUUCAUAUAUUGGGUAUAUUUCUUUCCUUCUCUCAAGUAGGACCAAUUUUUUUUUUCCCUGCAUUUUGGUGGAUUUAACUGACUACACAAAGGAUUGACUGCUAGCAUCAUCUGUUUGUGGAACACUAAAUUAAAAACUAAAUAAAAAUUCAGAUGCACAUUGUAACACUAACUUCUUGACUAUUCACUAGUAAUGUUGUCCAUGUUUUGGGGAGGGAUCAUGAAGCUCUAAUGGUAACUACCUUUGUUUCCUCCUCACAAUGAAUGUCUUGAAUAGAUGAAAUGGCAGUCUUAUUGCUGACUUUAAAUCUUUGGUUUUUUUUUUUUGUCUGUAAUCUGUCCCUUUUCAGUCAUUUGUGCUUUAUUCAACUGCGAUGUAUCAACUUGUAAUAGCACGGUACAAAUAUUUCAUUAAAUAGGCAAAAAAAAAGCACUGAAAUAACUGUGUACACUAAAUUUUCUGGGUUAUGGUGGUAUUAGUUAAAGAAGGAAAAAAGACCACUAGUCAAGUUGUAUUAACUUUAAAUAAAGAGAGAAAAAAAACGCAGUGUAUCCUGUGCCAUAAUGUAGAUCUGAUCUGUUGUUACUGUGAGAUGGAUUUUAAAAACUGCUGCCUUGUAAAGAGUCAAUUCUUGAAUGGCACCUUCUUUGGGAUAUCUGACCAAUUAAAGGAAAAAAAAAAAGAAAAAAAAGAAAUUUCAAACUCUCCAGGGCUUGUGGAAUAUGUACAGAUUAAAGUGAAACAUGUCAACAA
Silurus meridionalis is the source of this 2348-nucleotide messenger RNA. It is a transcript of the gene pfn2a, whose product is annotated as profilin 2a. Gene Ontology annotation, biological process: regulation of actin filament polymerization; positive regulation of actin filament bundle assembly; actin cytoskeleton organization. The record is from RefSeq and is a predicted model, not a curated record. The transcript has 3 exons. Gene Ontology annotation, cellular component: cytoplasm. NCBI's taxonomy places the organism in Eukaryota, Metazoa, Chordata, Actinopteri, Siluriformes, Siluridae. Gene Ontology annotation, molecular function: actin binding. The coding region runs from base 257 to 676 and encodes 139 amino acids.